CCGCCGAUGUUCUCCAUCGCGAUUCAGUUGGAGUUUUGCUGGCCAUCAGCGCGGUUGUAUCUUUGCUGGAGCUCCUGCGCACCAUCCCAUCCGAUCCAAUCCCGAAGAGCUCUCUCGCUUUUGCUAGUGCAGCAAUUUGCAAUUUUAAUUAUCUGCAGGCGGUUCGACCAGAAACUGAAAGACACAGCAAAAUGGGCCAAGCAAAGAAAGUCUCCUCCGCACUGAGCAAGCUCUUCGUGUACGGCGCCCUCAAGUACGGACAGCCCAGCAACUCAAUCCUGGCCAGCUCCGGCAACGGCUUCGCUAAGUUCUGGUGCAAGGCCACCACCACUCAGAAGCUGCCCCUAGUGAUCGCCACCCGCUACAACAUUCCCUUCCUGCUGAACAAGCCCGGAGUGGGCUAUUACGUAACCGGGGAGAUCUACGAGGUGGACAACCGGAUGCUCAAUUCCCUGGACAACCUGGAGGAUUGCGAGGAAAUAUACACUCGCGAGAUGCACGACAUGAACAUUGGCGUGGGAGAAGGAACCGUUCCCUGCUGGGUGUACCUGCUGCAGAAGUACCCGGAGAACCUGCUUAGUUUGCGCUACUUGUCCAGCUACGAAAACUCAACCACCCAUCCAUACAUUAUGCGCCAUCGCCGCACCCACAAGCAUCCGGCCCAGGACGACCUCACCUACGAGGCCCAGAACUAAAAGCCUAGAUUGUGGUGUCGCCCGUUUCCUUGGAUGUGCUCUGGAUGGCCUGGCCACUAAUCUUAUGUUACCGUAGUUGCAUUUUAAGGCCGUACAUGCAGACACGAUGUACUGAUCGAUAUAUACGCGUCUAUAUUGGCAAUGAUAUACACUGAUACAUAUGUACCAUACGCAUUAUUUAGGUUUUAGCGAACGUAGUCUGUAAUUUGAUAGUUUUCGACAAACAAAGCAAAUAAACUGAAGCAAUUCGAAGUAA
Drosophila erecta is the source of this 951-nucleotide messenger RNA. RefSeq names its product troponin C-akin-1 protein (gene Tina-1). Gene Ontology annotation, molecular function: gamma-glutamylaminecyclotransferase activity. NCBI's taxonomy places the organism in Eukaryota, Metazoa, Arthropoda, Insecta, Diptera, Drosophilidae. The transcript is spliced from 3 exons. The record is from RefSeq and is a predicted model, not a curated record. Bases 192 to 695 code for a protein of 167 amino acids.